AGGAGCAGGAGGAGGAGAAGAGGAGGCGAUGACCGAUAACGAGGAGGAGGACGAAGAAGAGAAGGGGAAGGCGGUGGCGUCCAUGGAGGCAGAUAAGGUGAUGAAGGGGGAGGCGACGGCAAUGGACAAGGCAGAGGCAAUGAACGGGGAGGCCCCGGCGAUGGAGGGGAAGGCCGCGACAAUGGAGUCGGCGGCAAUGAAGGGGGAGGCGGACACGAAGGCAGAGACGGGGAAGGGGAAGAAGGGCGACGAGAAGGAAGAAGACAAGAACUCGGAGGAGGGGAAGGACGAGAAGAAAAAGGACAGGAAGAAGAGCAAACGAAGAAGAGGAGGAGAGGAGGAGGCGGUGGUCGAUAAGGAGGACGAGGACAAAGAAGACAAGGGGAAGGCGGUGGCGUCCAUAGAGGCAGAUGUGGUGAUGAAGGGGGAAGCCGGUGGCGAUGGACAAGGCGGAGUCGAUGAAGGGGGAGGCCCCGACGAUGGAGGGGGAGGCCGCGAGACGAGGAGAGAAGCGGAAGGCGGUGGUGUCCAUGGAGGCAGCGAUGAAGGAGGAGGUGGCUGGGACAAUGCAGGUGGCCCAAUGGAGCCAGACUCAGCGUCGUCAGCGAUGGAGGGGUAUGCUGCGGCGAAGGCCGACACGAUGAAGGAGGAGGAGCAGGAAGAAAAGGAGGACGAGAAAGGGGAGGAAAAGGGGGGGGAGGAGGACGAGGUGAACGAGGAGAUGGACGAGGAAAAGGAGGAGGUAGAAGAGAGGGACGAAGAAAAAGAUAAGGAGGACGACGAAGGAGAAGAGGGGGAGGAUGAUGACGAAGAAGAGGUGGACGCGGAGGAUGACAAAAGGAAAAAUGCGAGGAGGAGGACAACGACGACAAGCAUUCUCCAAUGUCGUUAAACAGUAGCAAGGGAUGACCCGCAUGCGAGUUUACUAGCUCGUCGGCCACUACAGGCAUUUUCACAUUUCAAUAAAUUUGUACAGACAUU
Molecule: messenger RNA, 981 nt
Organism: Chara braunii
Lineage: Eukaryota; Viridiplantae; Streptophyta; Charophyceae; Charales; Characeae
Source: the annotation of a GenBank genome assembly